Messenger RNA from Alternaria rosae, 2946 nucleotides. Its product is annotated as kinase-like domain-containing protein. NCBI's taxonomy places the organism in Eukaryota, Fungi, Ascomycota, Dothideomycetes, Pleosporales, Pleosporaceae. The transcript has 5 exons. Gene Ontology annotation, cellular component: cytoplasm. The record is from RefSeq and is a predicted model, not a curated record. Gene Ontology annotation, molecular function: ATP binding; protein serine/threonine kinase activity. Gene Ontology annotation, biological process: intracellular signal transduction; protein phosphorylation. The coding region runs from base 266 to 2704 and encodes 812 amino acids.
CAGUCCCCUUCCGCCUGGGAGUAUUCACAAUUAAUAUACACUUCUUCGCACUUCCGGUCGGCCCAAAGCUAGUAUUAUUAUCCUCGCACAUCUCGAACGCCCUAGGCCCCUGGCGUUUGCGGCCUUCUCCACUUUCGCUGCCACCAGGGCCUGUACGGGAGCCGUCUCUCUCUUCCGCGGCGCUCGCUCGCCAGUCCGAACUCCUGCAACCCAUAGAUGACGCUGGUUGCGCAGGCGACACCACGGAGCAGCGGCGCAUCAUUCCAUGCAGUCAAAUCUCAGAGCCCAGGCUGAGAUUCAGGCCCAGAGGAAGAAGCAGCUCGCGAAUUCGUACAAACAGUUGCUCGAUGAGUUCGCCGCGACUGAUCUUAAGACGGUCGGCAACUAUACACUGGGGAAACUUAUAGGCAAGGGCAGUUUUGGCAAGGUUUACUUGGCGUCGCACAAACUCAGCAAUGGCUCAAAGGUCGUGCUCAAGAGCGCGAAGAAGGACGACGCCAACCUCGCGCGCGAGAUCCAUCACCACCGCCAAUUUACGCACCCACACAUAGCCCGCCUGUACGAGGUCAUAGUCACCGAGAACCUAGUAUGGCUCGUACUCGAGUACUGUCAGGGCGAUGAACUCUACAACUACCUACUGGCCAAGGGCGCCCUCGAGCCCGCCAGAGUUCAGCGCAUCUUCACCCAACUCGUCGGCGCCGUCACCUACGUCCACAACAAGUCUUGCGUCCAUCGCGACCUCAAACUCGAGAACAUACUGUUGGACAAGCACGGAGAUGUCAAGUUGGUCGACUUUGGUUUCACGCGCGAGUACGAGGGCAAGUCCAACUACCUGCAGACAUGGUGCGGAACAAUCUGCUACAGCGCGCCGGAGAUGCUCAAGGGCGAAAAGUACGCAGGCGAAAAGGUGGAUGUUUGGAGUUUGGGCAUCAUUCUUUACGCGCUUCUUGUGGGCGAGCUACCUUUUGACGACGACGACGAAAUGGUCACGAAGAACAAGAUACUGAAGGAGGACCCCAAAUAUCCGGAGCACUUCCCGCAGCAAGCAAAGGAGUUAUGUCAGUCGCUACUAUCCAAACGGCCGAUCUUGCGACCUACACUGGCAGACAUACUACAGAACCCUUGGUUAUCGGAACAUGCGCCCCGCCAGCAGGAGAUCUUGAAACUCCAACAGCCGGCGCCUUUCUCGACCGAGCUGGAGAAGGAGGUCUUACACCGCAUGCGCGCUGCCGGGGUGGACAUUGACAUGGUGAUUGAGAACGUGCUAGCCCAAAGAUGCGACUCGUUAGCUGGUUGGUGGGCACUGCUGCUCGAAAAAGAGGAACGCAAGGCAAAGAGGCGAGAACGCAAGCGCAAAGAGAAAGAAGCAGAGGCUAAGAGCCUCCGGCGACUGAGCGCUGCAAGUAGUCGACUUGACAAACUUGCGCCUACCAUAAGAGAGUCUGACGAAGAAGGCAUACACUCUCCUUCUACGCCUAAGAGUCGCGGCAGGACCACAAAUCGAAGCAGCUUACAUGGUGCUCCCGAGCUACCAAAGUUGCCAGAGCUAAUCACCUCCCCCAAUCUCACAGUCGACGAUAAGCCACUGCCUCCAAUCGAUACCCGUCGGGGUCGCAAGUCCCAUUCUUCCUCACGCCCGCCACCACCAGCGAAGGAUCUCGACAGACGGCGUUCACGCAGCAGCAUGCUACAGGUCGUAUCCACCAACCCAGAUCUUCUUUCUCCCAACGGUUUCGUGCCCAAGCGACGCCGGAAACAGCCCUUCAUCAAUCACCUUUUGACACUCCGGAAUUGGAUAAAAGAGACGUCAAAACGAGCGCGAUCGCCGGGUUCCAAAGCUAGCAGUGGACAGUCCCCAAAGAUACCUCCAAGCAAAUCUUCGGAUUCAACACGAAGACAGAGUACAGCGAAUCGAUCGUCUGUACACACGAAUCCCAGGUCUCCGCCCACACCACAAAUGGCUGGCCCGCGGCCCCGAGGCUCAACACACGGCUCAGGCUCCAUGAGAAGGCUCUCAGCAUCGCCCGCUCCACUAACACCACGAUCCUCAUAUCGUCGCUCGUCUGGCGGUCUCCGCGGUCGAAAAUCCACUUCGUCAUCUGUAUCCUCGAUCCGCAGCAUGCCACACCACCACCACUCGCACUCGAAAGCCUCAUCCACAUCCUCCGCCUCUCUCGUUUCUCCCGCCGUUUCCACAAGCGGCCACUCACACAAACCCUCCAAAUCCCCCCACAACAGCAUCAAGGUCCUCCCCGCCACCCCCACCUCCUCAAGCUUCCCAUCCAACAUCCGCCUUGUACGUUCUGGCUUCCCACCCGGUCUCAACGAAUCCAGCGCCGCUUUCGGAAACGGAAACAGCAUUCCCCCGCAGUCUCCCGGUCUUGUCUUCGCAAAGAGGAGGAAGAGCCCUUUCAAAGGUCCCAUGCUUAAUGUUAAUACUGGAGGCUUGAACGGCAGCUCGGCAAAUGGUAGUGGUGGCUGGAGGAGUAGAAGCGGAGAAGGUGGUAUGGGGAGUCGGGGAACGAGUGUACAAGGCCGCAGGAGUGGAGAAAUCUUAGGCAUCACAGAGGAAGAUGAGGAAGAAGACGAGGAGGUCGAAGAGGUGGAUACCUUUGGUGGGAAGUUGGGUGAGGGCGAGUUCAUUGAGGAGGAAACGCCUGGGCCGUUGACUCCGCCCAAGGAGAAGUUCAAAGAGAAGGCCUGAUGAUUUGGAAAAUUGGCGCGAGAUGGAAGAGGAGGUUUGAGGUUAUUUUGUUGAGAAUGUGGGGGUUGGCCGCUUAUUUUGGCCUAUUGUGGACUGUAGUUGUUGUUCUUGAUGCGUCGUUGCUGUUCACUUUCUUUCGCUUCUUGCAUUCAUCUUCAUGCUCUCGCGCUUUAACGGCAUACAUUCGCGGCGUUUAUCCUUUUCAUCGGAUACCUACAUAUACAUGCUUUUUCCUUUCUUUC